AUGCAAAGUAAUCUCUCCAGUCAACAGUUUCAGUCUAUGACAACUCAUCUAGAUCAUUGCCUAAAUGCGUUGCGAUUACUUCGGAACGAAGUUAUAUCUGUGCAUCGCCGAGUGAUGGAAAAUAGUUGGGAAAGUGAUCCAACUGAUGGUGAAAAGACGUUAGAAGAGAGACUUGAUUUUAUCAAUCAGAUUUAUGAUAACUUGGAAUCACACGCUAAACAGCUGUCAGUCUCAACACCUAUGACGGUUCAGAUGGAACGCUUAAGUCGAUUUCUGCAUGAUGGACAGAUCGACCCACAUACCAAUGAAUUAUACGAUAAAGCGCUGGAAGCAUCUACAUGGAUGGAAACAAAUAAUCAGUUAUUGCAAAUGUAUGCAGAAUUUCUGCGCACUGUGGUGGGUAAUCGACGGCGAUCAAUAAUGACAGACCGACCAAUAUCGUAUUCAAACUAUGGAUUAAGUUCAUCGCCGCAAAAUAUUUUUGAACAAACACUAACAGUUGUAUUAAAGGAUCCAAAUAUUAAAAAAAUUGGUCUUGUUGGACGGUAUCUGGAAAAAAGUACUCUAUCAGCUCUUGUUGAAUUCAAAUUUGGACAAGUAAUAGAUAAGCAGUAUGUCUGUUUGCUCAAAAUGCUUAUGGUUGUCAAUAGUGGACUACCAGAAUUUGUGCAGAUGAUUGCUCCUCAUGAAGAAUGGUCUUAUUUAGAUAUUGGCUCUGCUCAAGUUGAUAUUCAUAAGGAAAGUCGAUAUUUAGUAUAUCGAAAGAUGAGUGUUCAAGCAAAUAUACAUUUGAUGCAAACAAUAAUGCCUUGUAUUGAUAUUCGAAAUGCACACACACUUUCAUAUGUCCUAAACCUAUUUGCGAAAUUUUCUGGAGUAUUUGAUAUAAAAUGUCGUGUAUGCAAGAGGAUAAUGAAAGACUAUUUACCGCCGUUGAUGUUCGACCUUCGAUGUCCGAAGAAUGCAUUACACGAAUCGUGUCGGUAA
Brugia malayi is the source of this 987-nucleotide messenger RNA. RefSeq lists its product as uncharacterized. The transcript is spliced from 7 exons. Gene Ontology annotation, cellular component: mediator complex. Bases 1 to 987 code for a protein of 328 amino acids. Lineage: Eukaryota; Metazoa; Nematoda; Chromadorea; Rhabditida; Onchocercidae. The record is from RefSeq and is a predicted model, not a curated record.